AUGCUCGGGGGCAGCGGUGUAGGCAGGGACAACGAGGAUGGUUGGAACAGGGUGUUACAGAAAAUCGGAGUCGAAGAGUGGCCCAACGGUGCGGGUGACGUCACAAUCCCGCUGUGGAGUAAGCUGCUCGGCGACCUGAUGACCACGUUUAACCACAAGCCAAUCGUCUACGUCGACGUCAAGUGGAAUCGCGCCAUGAAGAAAAACGUCAUACACAUUUGUCCUGGAUCACUACCUACGAAGAAAGAAUACCUGCCCUCAUAUUUCUAUAAAACAUACAUUCUCGAAGUUGCAUACAAGCUCAGCUCGACCACCCUAGAAGAACGACGAGUCGUUCGCGCUGUGGAUGAGAUAAUACAGUUUGAACAGAACUUGGCUGAGAUAUUGGCCAUGAAAAGCAACGGAAGUGAAGAAAGCUAUGUCAGCGUCACGCAGCUCGAGAAUGACGUCGAUUUGAGACAGUCAAUGGUGGACAUCUUUCUGAUAAUGGACAACAUAUUCAAAUCGGCCCACCUUGAACUACGCAGAAACGCUUCGGUGCUAGUGAAAGAACCGACCAAGGUCCGUCUUCUGCUUAAGGCCUGCGGGGAAUGGGAAAAGCACAUCGUUACGAAUGUACUGGUCUGGCAUGCGUUGCAAACUGUGGGAAAGGACGUGUUACCCAGCGUCCAGAGUAUGGGCGCCUCUUUCAAGAGCCAUUUGUGGAAACUGAAGCGGACCAGCCCGCCGCAGACCAUAGUUUGCAACACCGCCCUGGCGAAUGCGGCGCCAUCACCGUACAGCAUGAUCUACAUCCUUAACUUCUUCAACGAGUCAAGCAUGAGCAUGGCCAAGGUAAUGAUAGAUUUCCAGCAGAGCUUAUUUUUUGAAGAGCUGAAAAACAGCAAGUGGAUGGACGAAUUAUCGAAAAUGCAAGCUUUGCAAAAGCUUACGAAGUUGAAUUCUGUGGUUGGCUAUCCUAAGUGGAUCAUGGAUGAAAAAAAGGUUGCUUCGUACACACCAACGGGUAAGAGAUUCAACGAUGACCCGUUCGUGUACUACUACGUGUCAUGCGCACAGCUGCACAUGAAAAACAAGCUGCGCACCCUGCUUGGGAAAGCCAGACCGGGGGAAGGCCAGCCAUUCAACGCUGCCAUGGUGAACGCCUAUUACUCGCGGACGGACAACAAAAUUGUUAUUCCAGCAGGGAUUAUUCAAGACCCCUUCUUUGACCCCGGACUGCCAAGGUACAUAAAUUACGCCACUCUCGGCUACAUAAUUCUUCAUGAGAUUACACAUGGGUUUGACAGUGAAGGUAAGAGUCUACUUAUUGCUUGUUAUUCCAUGAUGUUUCAAUGA
Molecule: messenger RNA, 1338 nt
Organism: Rhipicephalus microplus (southern cattle tick)
Lineage: Eukaryota; Metazoa; Arthropoda; Arachnida; Ixodida; Ixodidae
Product: carboxypeptidase D
Biological process (GO): peptide metabolic process; protein processing
Cellular component (GO): plasma membrane
Molecular function (GO): metalloendopeptidase activity; metallocarboxypeptidase activity; zinc ion binding
Source: RefSeq, a predicted model, not a curated record